Messenger RNA from Ostreococcus lucimarinus CCE9901, 1133 nucleotides. RefSeq lists its product with no specific name. Gene Ontology annotation, biological process: DNA-templated transcription initiation. The record is from RefSeq and is a predicted model, not a curated record. The transcript has a single exon. Bases 1 to 894 code for a protein of 297 amino acids. Lineage: Eukaryota; Viridiplantae; Chlorophyta; Mamiellophyceae; Mamiellales; Bathycoccaceae. Gene Ontology annotation, cellular component: RNA polymerase I complex.
AUGGCGCGCCCUCGCGCCGACGACGCGCGCGCGUCGAGCGCGGUGGCGACGAGGUCGUGCGUGUUCACCGUCGCGCUCCACCCGUCGGCGCUCGCGGACCCGCUCGCGGGCGCGCGCGCGGUGCUCGACGCGAUGAAGAUGCGACACGUGGACGCGCUCGGCGGCGUGCUCAUGGCGUACGACGACGAAGCGCUGUGCGGCGCGCGACGACGCGAGCGCGACGACGACGGCGACGACGACGGCGACGAUGAAACGUCGACGUCCGAGAGCGACGACGCGGAGGCGGACGACGACGACGGGCGAGGAGGGUUCGGAAGGGUGCUGCACGCGAGCGGGCACGUGGACGUGCGCGUGCGAGCGCGGUGCGAGGUGUUCACGCCGGUGAAAGAAUCGCGCUUGGUCGGCACGGUGAAUAAGAUCGCGCACGAUUUUAUCGGAGCGUUGGUGCUGGAUAGAUUUAACGUCGCGAUCGCGGCGGAAAAUAUACGGGAGGAGUUGGUGUCGUCGAGCGACGACGGGUGCUGGCGAAGCGCGUGGGACGCGACGCACGUGAUAAAGGUCGGGUCGCAGAUCGUGUUCACGGUGAAAGCGGUGACGGAGAGCGAUGACGUGGUGUUGCUGAGAGGGGCGAUGAAAGAUCCCGCCACGGGCGAGCGCGAGUACGUGGCGAGAUCGUCGAGUGGGAUCACGAGCAUCGAGCGCAAGCUCGUCGCGCCGGCGGAUUCGGAUUCGCGGCGCGAGAAAAAGUCGAAAAAGGAGAAGGAGAAGAAGGAGAAGAAGGAGAAGAAGGAGAAGAAGGAGAAGAAGGAGAAGAAGGAGAAGAGAAAGAGCGAGAACGAUUUAGAGAAGAGCGACGGGCGCAGCUCGAAACGCGCGAAGGAUUCGCCGUCGUAGUUUUUGUCAACGUCACCGUAGCGCCGUACGACGAAACGACGAACGCUCCCGUCGCCACACGCGCGCGCGCUCGGUCGCGCUCGGCGCUUUAGAUCGCGCCAUGGCGUACCCUAAAAAGCUCAGCGCCUACAUGGCGUACUCCAACGCCAAUCGCGACGAGGUCAAGCGCGAGCUCAUCGCGAGCGGCGUGGAGAAGCCGUCGAUCGCUGAAAUCGCGCGCGCGAUAUCGCUUAAAUGGA